Melospiza georgiana is the source of this 7305-nucleotide messenger RNA. It is a transcript of the gene SHC1, whose product is annotated as SHC adaptor protein 1. Gene Ontology annotation, biological process: intracellular signal transduction; cell surface receptor protein tyrosine kinase signaling pathway. The coding region runs from base 4788 to 6611 and encodes 607 amino acids. NCBI's taxonomy places the organism in Eukaryota, Metazoa, Chordata, Aves, Passeriformes, Passerellidae. Gene Ontology annotation, cellular component: plasma membrane. The record is from RefSeq and is a predicted model, not a curated record. Gene Ontology annotation, molecular function: receptor tyrosine kinase binding. The transcript is spliced from 12 exons.
AAUCUCUUAGAUGGGGUCACCCACGCAGAGUGUAGACCACGGACACGGCUCCCAAGGAGAGCUGACCUGGGCCCUGCUUGCCACGUUGGCGCUGCAGAAGUCUGUGGGCAAAGGGCAUUUCUUUUCCAUGCUUGCCAGCCUGUGCCAGAGGGGCUGAAGAUGCCAUCUCCUCUCAGCCAAGCAGGGCUUGAGGAUCCACCCACUGUCCUUUGGUGGGGGGAAUCCCCUCUGGAGCUGUGCAAAGCAGUGUUCCGUCCUCGGGAGGGACACAGAUGGCCUUUGGUAAGGCUGAGCCCCCUGGCUCUGGGUCCAGGUGCUCCUUCCCUGCCACCAGCCUCGGUGUCCUGGUCACCACCUCUGCUUGGCAAUGGUGUGGUGCUGCAGGGGUCAAUCUGCACAGCCAGGGCCAAGCACAGCCCUUCUUAUCUCACUGCUUUCCGAGCUGCUGGUGACAGCUGGCAUGGGCAGAUAAAGGUACAAGUGCUGCCAGGCAGUAAAUCAUGGCUGCUGCCCUGCCCUGCUCCACCAGCCUCGGCUGGGCAGUGGCAGUGAGAGGAGUGGGAAAAGAGCUUUCCUUGCCUUGUUUUCCCCUCACAGAGCUUCCUGCCUCUGCCAGCUCACUCCUUGUAGACUCUUUCCAUGACUUUUGUCUUCACUGGUCCCCUGGGAGGAAGGGACACAGCCCUGGGGGCUCUGUGUAUAGUUUUGCAUCAGGGUGGCAGCUGAAGGGGUGCAGGAGGGGGCAGCUCUGCCCCCCUGGUUGCCUUUGUUCUUCCUCCUUGUGUGUGGCUUUCCUGUACUGGUUUUUGGGCUAGACAGGGUCACAGAGUGACUCUAGGCCCCCAAUACCAUCUGAACCAAGCAGUGCCAGGCUCAGCCUGGUGCUCCUGUCCCAGCACAUCCCAUCUCCAUCUUCUUCCCAAUGGCAAGAAGGCAACUUGCAGGUUUCUCCUACUCUUUGUGCCGGCAGCGUGGCACGGCAACCACAACCCCAACCACCUGUGGACAGCAUGGAGGAGCAGGGUCUGCCUCUUGGCACCGUGGCCACCUCAGCAGGCUGGGACAGGGCUGCCUAACUCCCUGUUUGUCCCUGAACCACAGGUUGGAGUGCCAGACGAGAGGGGCUCUGUGUCUGCUCCCCGCCCGGGGCCCGCCCUGCCCUCCGCCGCCGAUGGAGUAUGUGGUAAGGACCUCGGUGGAGGGCUCAGUGGCUUCGGUGGUGGAUCCUGCCUGCCUCCUCUGCCUUCUGGGAGGUCUCCAGCCUCUUCCCCACGUCUGCACUGGGAUCUCCUAACCCCCUCUUCAGAGUGAAGGAGAGUAAAUGUUGUUCGGUGCUGCUGUGAUGAGUGGGGGAAAAAUCAGCUGUUGGCUGGAUUUGAGUGUUUUCCUUUGCUUCCCCCCUGCCUCAGAGGUUCAGCAUUGGACAGAGGGGGUCUCCUGCCCAGUGUGAGGUUUGUAUGUGUGGCCACCUGCACCUUGCUGUGAUUUCUUGCCAAACCUCUGCUGUGUUCCAGGCCUCUGACUCGGCUCCCAGUUUUUUCCCAGGGAGGAUGUUGGUAGCAGAGCCCUGAGCAUCCCCACUUUGCUUCUCUUCCUUGCCCCAGCUGCUGUGUGAAUUCCCAGUCUCAGGUGCCUGAAAGUGGUCCACAUCCCUCUGUUCCUCAUGAUCCAGAUCUUUCUGUGGUGGCAGGGCACAUGGAGCAGGACACGUCCCCAGAGCUCCUUGGGGGCAGCAGCUCCUGGCAUCUGCCUGGCAAGGGGCAGGGCUGCAGCAUGGGGAUGGGACUGCCUGUUGAGGCAGGGCUGGUGUUCGGUGCCUUUGCACAUCUCCAGGUUUGCCUCGUGCACUCAGAGCCCGCUGAGGGGCAGCUCUGAUGUAACACAGCUCUGAUGGGGCUGGGGGGCUGUGAUGGCAGCACCUCUGGUGUCCAGGAGCUGCCAUGCAUCUUGUAAUAGGCUCUUACAGACUGGCUUCGAAGGUUCUGACAAAAUCAGGAGUUACUCUAGCUAAUAAAAGCAGAGAUGUGUCUGUGACCGUGUUCACAGGGGUUUUUGGAUCGGGGAAGAGACAAGGAUCUGACUCCAUGUUUCAGAAGGCUUGAUUUGUUAUUUUAUUAUAUAUAUUACAUUAAAACUAUACUAGAAGAAUAGAAGAAAAGGUUUCAUCAGAAGGCUGGCUAAGAAUAGAAUAGGAAAGAAAGUGAUAACAAAGGUUUGUGGCUCAGCUCUGUCCAAACCAGCUGGGCUGUGAAUGGCCAUUAAUUACAAUCUAACAUGGGCUAAUCAAAGAUCUACCUGUUGCAUUCCACAGCAGCAGAUAACCAUUGUUUACAUUUUGUUCCUGAGGCCUCUCAGCUUCUCAGGAGGAAAAAUCCUAAGGAUUUUUCAUAAAAGAUGUCUGCAACAAGGUGUCUGAGCAGGAGCUCCAGCUGGGAGGCUCAUGAGCCCUUUGCUGCCCAGAGGUGAUGGCAAAGGGGCCAAGGAGACCCUCCUGCCCCCUUGCAAUUCCCUCCUGCUCUCAUCCUGGGGAAGCAUCAGGGCUCACAGAGCUGCCGUGCCAGGCAAGCCCAGGCCCACAUCAACCAUUCUGUCCAUCGUGGGCAAACCCCAGUGCUCUGUGGCUCCCCUGGCAGCAGGGCUGCACUGGCCCCUCACCGGGCCAGCAGCUUCCUGCCUCCGGGCUUCCUGCUUUUCUUUAGAGGAGUGCUGCUGCGGCCACAGGAAGGUCACAGCUCUGACUGAGCAGCCAGGGGCCCCCGGAGGGGACAGGCAGUGUGGAACAGCCAGCACGGGCUCCCUGUGCCUGUGGGACCAGGUGGCUGAGCUGGGGGACAUGGCCAAGGAGCUGCUUCAGUGAUGGCCCCACUGAUGUGUGCUACAGCCUCUCACAUCACAGAAGUGGCAAUUUCCAGCCCUGUUGUGGCUUUCCCUGACCCCAUGGCAGUGUGUCAGGCUCUCUGUGCCUGUGGGACCAGGUGGCUGAGCUGGGGGACAUGGCCAAGGAGCUGCUUCAGUGAUGGCCCCACUCGUGUGUGCCACAGCCUCUCACAUCACAGAAGUGGCAAUUUCCAGCCCUGUGGUGGCUUUCCCUGUCCCCAUGGCAGUGUGCCAGGCUCUCUGUGCCUGUAGGACCACCGUGGCUGAGCUGGGGGGCAUGGCCAAGGAGAUGCUUCAGUUACAGGCUCACAUGGUGCCACAGCCCCUCGAAUUACAUGGGGCAGUUUCCAGCCCUGUGGUGGCUGUCCCUGUCCCCAUGGCAGAGUGCCAGGCUUUGUGGAGUGGGGCAGGCAGCUGCCGGUGCCAGGCAGUGCUGGGGGAAGGCUCCAAGCAGGGAGAGCCUUUUCCUUGGCCUGGGUUUACCCAGUUUUGGUUCGCGGACAGAGCACCUGGUGGUUCGUAAGGAUCUGGCUUGUGAUCCUGGGUUCUGUCUGAACUCCUUGCCCCAUCCUAGAGGGGAUGGGGGGAACUCUCGUCCCUCAGUGGGGCCGGGGCUGCGGAGGGCAGCACAGUCGGGCUGGCCCAGGUUCCUGCUGCGUGCAAGUGCGCCGAGGGUGUGACAGCAGGGGAGAGCUGCCCCUGAGCCCCCUGAUCCACAGGUGGGAGUUUCACCCAGCUCCCCCACGCUGAAGGGGCCAACUUUUCCUCCCCCCCGGCGCGUUCCUGCCGCCCUCUCCCGCUAGCUCCGCCUGCGACCUUGAUUUUUCUGCUCCAGAUAAGCGCGGCGUCCCCACCCCUCGCCGGGAGCCCCUCCUGCGCUGCCGCCCCAGCCCCAGCCCCAGCGCGGGCGGGCAGAGCCUGCCCCGCCGCCCGUGAGUCAGCACAGCUCUUCCGAUCGGCCGCAGCCCCUCCGUCUCCGCUCCCGGCAGGAGCAGCCGGCAUGCGGGAAGCAGCAGCGAUUCGCUGCGGCCUCUCCCACGGGCUCCCCGCCGCGGCUGGGGCUUUGUGCUGAGCCCUGCCUUACCUGUGUCCUGCUCCCGGCCGUCCUCUGUUCUCCCAGCAGCCCUCCAGGCAAGAUCUGUGCUGUCAAAGGACUGCACGUCCCCGUAUUGCAGGAAGCUGCGAGCGCCGCUGUCAUCUCAGCAUCGCCGCUGCUCCCCCCGGCAGAGCCCGGCAAGCCAACAGCAGCUGCUCGCCGCCGGCACGUGGGUUGGGUGGCGCUGGCUGCCACACAAGGACCUCGUUCCCUCCUGGACAGUGCUCGAAGCAGGGCUGGGAUGGGCUUGGAUGCUCUCUGUGUCUGCCUCAUCUCCGGGCUUUAAAUAUUCAUGCUUUUGAUUUCCUCUUAGCGGGCAGCGGCGCAGGGGCUGGAGCGAGCUGUGGGGAGGAGGAGGGUGGCCGUGCCGAGCCCAGCAGCAGGGCAGAGGGAGCUGGAGCUGGAUGAAGACAAUGGGUUUUGUUGCUUGAGGACCUCCAGGCUGAGCCCAGAGCGUUCUGAGCUCCCCUCCCUGUGCCAGCAGCUCCGCGGCCCCGUUUCCUCCCGGCUGUGGCGCGUUGCUCUCAGUCUGAACGGAUCUGCACAUCCUUCUGCUGCUGAUCACGACUGAUCAGCUGUGCCAGGCAGCCCCUGGACCCGCUGCCCGGCGUGCCAGGCCCAGCUCUCCCUGCCAGCCAUGUGGGGCUGGCGUGGAUCUGGCACAGAGUUCAGCCAAGGCUUCUGCUUGGGGGCAGCUUCGCGGCGGCUGCAGGCACUUGGACUCUCUGUGGGGCCCCUGUGAGGCCCAGCUGGCUGCAUCCACCCUACUGCCACAGGGACAGGGCGCCUGUGGCCCUUCUCACCUGCCUCCAGCAUGGAUCUCCUGCAAAAGAGCAAAUACAGCCACCUGAGGAACGAGUCUGUCUCCUCUCCGGAGGAGGCCGUGCCAGGCCUGCUGCCCUCCCCAGUGGAGUCCCUUGCAAGCAUGCAGUCUCUGCCUGAUUCCCUGUCCUCCUCCCUCAGCCACGCUGCACCUCUCGUGGAGCUCUCACCUGACUUGGAGGAGAGCCCUACCACCCUCUGCUCCUUCUUCCCCAAAAUGGCCAACCUGAAGCUCUCCAAUCCCGCCAACUUGCUCAGCUUGCGGGGCUCUGCAGCCAGCAGCAGCCCAGGGGAGCCUGGCGCCCCUGGGAUGGCAGCACUAGUGCCAGGGGGUGGUGCCAGCUCCGGCUCAGGGAGACCUGUCACUGUCUGUUCCCAGGAUAUGAACAAGCUGAGCUGUGGGAAGAAGACGCGGGUGGAAGGCGGCCAGCUGGGGGGUGAUGAGUGGACCCGCCACGGCAGCUUUGUCAACAAACCCACCCGUGGCUGGCUGCACCCAGAUGACAAAGUCAUGGGCUCUGGGGUCUCCUACCAUGUCCGGUACAUGGGCUGUGUGGAAGUGCUCCAGUCCAUGAGGGCUCUGGAUUUCAACACCAGGACACAGGUGACCAGGGAGGCCAUUGGGCUGGUAUGUGAGGCUGUGCCUGGUGCCAAGGGAGCCGUGAGGAGGAGGAAGCCCUGCAGCCGCUCCCUGAACUCCAUCCUGGGCAAGAGCAACCUGAAGUUUGCAGGCAUGCCCAUCACCCUGACCAUCUCCACCAGCAGCCUCAACCUCAUGGCCUCAGACUGCAAGCAGAUCAUCGCCAACCACCACAUGCAGUCGAUUUCCUUCGCAUCAGGGGGAGACCCGGACACAGCUGAAUACGUUGCCUACGUUGCCAAAGACCCCGUCAAUCAGAGAGCCUGCCAUAUCCUGGAGUGUCCUGAGGGCUUGGCCCAGGAUGUGAUCAGCACCAUCGGGCAGGCCUUCGAGCUGCGCUUCAAGCAGUACCUGAAGAACCCUCCAAAGCUGGUGACCCCCCACGACAGGAUGGCAGGGUUUGAUGGCUCUGCCUGGGAUGAAGAAGAGGAGGAACCAGCCCCAGAUCACCAGUACUACAACGACUUCCCUGGCAAGGAGCCUCCCAUUGGGGGGGUCGUGGACAUGCGGCUGCAGGAUGGGGCAGCUCAGACCCCAAAUCACUUGGGUGCCACACUGCCUGUUGGCCAAUCCGGUGGGGAGUUUGACCCCCAGAAGCAGCACACUCCUGCCCAAGCAGGGAGAGAGAAGUACCCAGCUCCAGCAGGCACAGCUGGGCGCCCAGAUCUCUUUGAUGACCCGUCCUACGUCAACGUGCAGAACAUAGACAAGACAAGACAAGCUCCAGCUGCCAGCACCCCUGCCACAGCCAACGGCAGCACUCAGAGGGACCUCUUUGACAUGAAGCCCUUUGAAGAUGCCCUGCGUGUGCCCCCCUCUGUGCCUGUGGGGCUGCCCCCUGCCCAGGUUGUGGCCUCCAUGGAGGAGCAGCUGAGGAGGGAGCCCUGGUACCAUGGCAAAAUGAGCCGCAAGGAGGCCGAGAAGCUGCUCAAGGUCAACGGGGACUUCCUGGUGAGGGAGAGCACCACCACCCCGGGCCAGUAUGUGCUGACUGGCCUGCAGGGUGGGCAGCCCAAGCAUCUGCUGCUCGUGGAUCCCGAGGGAGUGGUGAGGACAAAAGAUCAUCGCUUUGAGAGCGUCAGCCACCUCAUCAGCUACCACAUGGACAAUCACCUGCCCAUCAUCUCAGCCGGCAGUGAGAUGUGCCUGCAGCAGCCCGUGGAGAGGAGGCUGUGAGCGCCCAGGGCACCCCAACGCGCAGCCUGCGCCCUGUUCCGUGCCCCAGGGAGCCCUCAGACUCUCCAGGUGCUCCACCGGGACUGAGCAUGGACUUGCCUGAGGACAGGGCCUCUCUCCUUUCACCACGUGGAGCUGGUGGCCAUGGGGGGCUCAGGCUGUGAGUGCCUGCAGGGUAGGGAAUUGUUCCAGCCUUUGCAGAGCAGCUCAGCUCCUACCAAAACCCAGCCCGUUCUUGUGCUCACCAGCACGGGCUCAGGACUGGCAGGGCUGAGCCCCCCUGAGCCAGAGGCAGCCUGUCCUUAUCUCUGGCCCCUGGGCCAACGAGGGGGCCCGUGGGGGGCUCGGCUCCCCCAAGCACGAGGCCCUCGACUGUACCGGAUCACUUUACGUGUUAACUCUGUGCCUUGACCCCGCAGGUCCCACACUCUUAUGCAAGGGCAGGGGCUGGUUACAGAGCCUCCCCCGUGCUCCCAGCACCCUGUACCCCCUCCGUGACAUGCUUGUGCUCCAGGACACGUUGCCACCAUGUCCCCUUCCCUCCCUGCCCGUGCCGGCUGGGCAAGGGCAGCUCCGGGCAGCCCCGGGGGGUUGGCGGGAGGACCCCCCUGCAUGCACAGUGUAACUCCCCCAAGCCAAAGCGCAGCCUCGCAGCCCCUGCCCCGCUAUACCAAAGGAACUGGCGGUUGUAUUA